Messenger RNA from Tetranychus urticae (two-spotted spider mite), 3403 nucleotides. RefSeq lists its product as uncharacterized. The record is from RefSeq and is a predicted model, not a curated record. Lineage: Eukaryota; Metazoa; Arthropoda; Arachnida; Trombidiformes; Tetranychidae.
AAUCAUUAUGCUAAUCAUUGAAUCAUAUUUAUUUUUAGACACAAAGCUUCAGUUAAGUGAACCAGAAAAGUGAUUAUUAUUUCAAGCAAAAGGUUUACAAUUUAGGUAAUCAAAAUGAGCGUUACCAUCUUCAACUGUUCAAGGGUAAGAUUAAGUAGCAACUAAUUACUCAGUAAAACAUAAUAAUCAAAUUAAGUUUUUAUUUAUUUACAGCAGAAAAAAGUUGCCAAAAAUUGCUCCAAAUGAAUGAUCAAUAAACAUCAAGUUAGCAGCAAAUAUUCAGCUGAAGGAAACAAUAACACUAUUAUCAUGACAAAAAUCAGAGAAACACUUUUCUUGAUUCUAUUAUUAUUUAAACAUGUAUUUUAUUUUGGCCAUUAAUUUCAGUUGAUCUAUUUUUCAAGGAUGAUCAUGAUGAUUACAAUGAUUGAUUAUAAUUUACGUUUCAACAGAUGACUGAUAAAUAGUAAACAAUCAAUUAGGUUAAAUGAGUUGACCAUUGAUAACCAUCAUGAUUGCAAAAUAAUGGCGGAAAUAAUGACAAUUCAUCUUAUUGAUAACAUGUUAAUCAUGAACUAAAAGCAGACGUUUGACAAUAAAUUGCUCAAAAUAUUUCAAUCGACAUUUUCAAACUAUACUUUAGUCAACGAAAUGGUUAUUUUUGAUUUUUGGUAAAAUCAUUUUAACUUCAAUUUUCAGUUUGUCAAGACAAUUGAUGACAAUCAAUUAAUUUUAAGUCCAUCAAUUGACCGUAAGUCAAAGUCUAAAUGAAAGCCCUUUCAAGGACUGGAAAUAUUUUAGUCCAUUUUUCUCGGUCCAUUCAUAGUUGGGUCAACAUUGACAUUGGUGUCCUCUUUCUUGACAGACUAGGUCAGGUCCAGGUCACUUCCGUGGGAAAAAAACAUUAGACAAGGAAAGUUGCUCUCAUUUUGCUUUGUUUUGGGAACAAAAUGUAUACUUUGGUCAACAUGAAAACCAUGUAAUUUAAUGUAACAAUUGUUAACUCUACUCUAGCAGUUGAAAGCAUCAAAUAGUUGAGGUCAUUUGCUAAACUGGCCCUUCAAAUUUGUCAUCAUCUUCACAAAAUAUUACAAUAGGAAAGCACAAAGGUAAAAGCAUAAAGCAUAAACAAUUUUCAGUUGAAGUCUCAUUCAUUGAAGUCAUUUGAUUUGAUUUCAUUGAAAUUAUUAUAAGUCUUGAUCGAAAUUUCAAUCAAAAUCUUUUCCACAGUUGAUAUUAAUUUCUGAGUAAAAAUGAUUUAUUAAAUUGUGAGCAAAGACUAAACAGGAUUUAGGUAAAAUUAGGGGAAUACAAUUUAAAUGAACAUUUUUUACUUGGAAACGGAAGGCUUUCAAUUUGCUAAUCAAUUACUUUGUUUCAUAUUGUUUUAACCUUUUUUUGGGUUCAGAUGUUUUUUCCUCUUUUGUGCCUUUCUCGUAUUUGCGACACUUUUAGGUCAGCAAUUGUUAAUGGACGAUACAGAAUUAACUUUUCAAUUAAUUUGUCAACCAUUAAGCUAUUGUUUAAGAUGUUGACCACUUUAAUUAGUAAGUCAAUUAUAUAUUUGAUUCCUUAAUUUUUUAAGACAAAUCUGUUUUUUUCGUUCGCUUUGUGAAAGAGUUGACAUUUAGAAUCGAAGUGAUUUAAGUUAAAUGUUACCAGAGAGUAAUGAUUAAAAGUAAAGUCAAUUGUUUCCUAAUUCAGUUUUUAACCAUUUAAUAUAAGCUUUUUGCUUGUUAACUAAUCAGAUUGAACAGUUGAAAUUUUUUGCAUCUUUUCUGUUAAAUUUUUUAGUCAAUUUUUUCUUCAUGAUUAACCUGAGUUGAGUCUUUUUUUCAAAGAAACUGAAUUGAUUUUUGAAAUUCCGUUCGUUUCUUGGUGUUUUUUGUGGCUCAUAUAAUUUGGACAAUUAAAUUUGUAUGCAAUCGAUCAGAUUGUCUGGUUGAAAUGAGACCUUUCAUGAAAAGUAUAAAAUACGAUCAUUCCAAGAGAUAAAUCAUCAGUCAACAGUUGAUCAACAAUCAACUAACAACAACAUUUCAAAAGGAUUUAACCAGUUAAUUUCAAUUCAGUGUGUAUAAGCUCAUACUCAACAAUGAGCAAAUUUAGCUUCUAUUGUGCUUUAAUAGUACUAAUUGUAGUACCUGCUUACGCUAAUCCAUUUACUUCAUUAGUAAAUGCAAUCGUACCAAGCAAGACUUCCUUAGAGAAGUCAGCUGAGAAAACAGGAGAAGAAUCAAUUUCAAAGAUCGCUAUCAUCAAGCCUCUUGAUGGUUGGGGACAUCAUGGUCAUGGACACCAUGGACACCAUGACCACCAUGGAUGGGGUCAUCAUGAUGACCAUCAUGGGUGUAAAGUGAAAGAGGUAACUCAUCACCAUCACCACCACCACAAACAUGCUCCAGUUGAAGCUCAUCAUCACCACAAACAUGGACACAAACACGGUCAUGAUCACAAACAUGGUCAUGGACAUAAACAUGGACACAAACACGACCAUAAACACGAUCAUGGACACAAACAUGGACAUGGACACAAACAUGACCAUUGGGAAAAACAUGAUCAUGGUCAUAAACAUGGACAUGACCACAAACAUGGACACAAACAUGAUCACUGGGAAAAACAUGACCACAAACAUGGACACAAACACGGCCACGACCAUAAACAUGGACACAAACAUGAUCACUGGCACAAGCACGGUCACAAGCACGGCCAUGACCAUAAACACGGACACAAACACGACCAAAGCCAUAAACACGGACAUGACCACAAACAUGGACACAAGAAUGAUCACUGGCAUCAUCAUGGACACAAACACGAACACGGCUGGAAUGAUCAUGGUCAUGGUCAUCAUGGAUGGCAUGAUGGAGGCCACCAUGGAUGGAAUGAUCAUGGACACCACGGUCAUCACGGUCAUGAUCACCAUGAUCACCACGGACACCAUGGAUGGCAUGAUAUUCACAAGAAGACUGGCUCAGUCGAUGUUGCCAACACCGCUGCUGCUGCUGCUCCUAACAGUAACUAUGGUUCACCUGGAUACAGUGUUAUUGACUCAAAAGGGUUCACCUCAUCACUUGAAAAGGCUGAUGAUAAGACAAUGAAAAUGAUUGCUGAAUUUGACAAGGAAUUUUAUUCCAAAUCAAAAUAGAUCAACUAUUGUAACUAAUCGACUGUGAUAACAUGCAAAUCAAACUAAUCAAACUAAUCAACUCUUAAAGGCUUUCAACAAACCAAAACAAUCAUCUGCAAAUAUUUAUGUUAUAAAAAAGACAAAAAAUGAAGCUCAAAUGUAAUAUAAAAUGAAAUCAAUUUCCUUAAUCAUGAACAAUCAUGAGCGCAAAAAAAUCUGAUAAUCAUAACUGUACAGUUUCAUCAAUAAACAUUUAACUUCGGAAUUGAAUUAAAC